This is a messenger RNA of Perca flavescens (yellow perch), 2317 nucleotides long. RefSeq names its product synaptotagmin VIa (gene syt6a). Gene Ontology annotation, cellular component: exocytic vesicle; plasma membrane. Gene Ontology annotation, molecular function: calcium-dependent phospholipid binding; clathrin binding; SNARE binding. Gene Ontology annotation, biological process: calcium-ion regulated exocytosis. Bases 1 to 1704 code for a protein of 567 amino acids. The record is from RefSeq and is a predicted model, not a curated record. The transcript is spliced from 7 exons. Lineage: Eukaryota; Metazoa; Chordata; Actinopteri; Perciformes; Percidae.
AUGGAGACAAAAAGAAAAAAGUAUGAUUUGACAUUUAAGCUGACAGUUGUCAAAUUUGCCGAACAAAAUUCGGGAGAAGCAGCGGCAAGACGUUUCUCGAUUGAUCCUAAGAGAGUGCGAGAAUGUCGUAAACAUAAAGCAGAACUGCAACGUCUGUCGGAGGAAGACGACAAAAGGGCCAGACUGCGAGGUGGAGGGAGGAAGAAGGUCAGUGAAGAGCUGGAGGUGAGCGUGUACGCUUCUUUUGGCCUGCUGCUCGGUGUGUUUGUGGUCUGCGGCCUGGCUCUGCUGGGCCUUCUUGCAUUCGUCUCCUGGAAGCUGUGCCGUGUGCCUUGGCGAACUAAGGCCCAUUUCCCCGGUCCAUCCCCCACCCCGGCCUGCGACCCAGAACUCUGCCUGCUCCAGCCGCCUCUCCUUCUGCCCAGCCCCCAGCAGCCAGCGGUCACCAUGGCGACAGAGAAGGUGAAGGACCCCAUGGGUUCUAUGGGUUUCCUGGAGACGGCAGUGAAGAUAAGCCAUACAUCUCCCGACAUCCCCACCGAUGUGCAGCUCUCCAUGAGGGAGCACUUCCUGCGCCGCACGCAACGCAUGCAGAGGCAAGCCACUGAGCCGGCUUCCUCCACUCGGCACAAUUCAUUCAAAAGACACCUACCCAGGCAGAUGCAAUCAACCAGUCUAGACCUGGGAAAUGACUAUGUAGUGGACAAUGACGAAAAGCCCACUAGCAUCGGCCGCAUCCAGCCAGAGCUCUACCAACAGAAGACCCUGGAAUCAGAGGAUUCGUCCAAGAACGGCAGCAGCAAAAACUGCGGCAGGAUUAACUUCUCUCUCAAGUACGACUACGAAAACGAGGCCCUCAUGGUCAACAUCCUCAAGGCAGCAGACCUACCAGCCAAGGACUUAUGCGGCACAUCUGAUCCUUACGUGAAGGUCUACCUGCUGCCCGACCGCAAGAAGUUCCAGACUCGCGUCCACCGGAAGACGCUCAACCCCACGUUUGAUGAGAGCUUCCAGUUUCCUGUGCCUUACGACGAGCUGGCGAUCAGGAAGCUCCAUAUGAGCGUCUUUGACUUUGACCGGUUUUCAAGGCAUGAUAUGAUCGGGGAGGUGGUGCUGGACAACUUGUUUGAGACAUCAGACCUCUCCAGGGAGACGAACAUAUGGAGGGACAUCCAAUAUGCCACCAGUGAAAGCGUUGACCUGGGGGAGAUCAUGUUCUCACUCUGCUACCUGCCCACCGCGGGCAGGCUCACACUUACUGUCAUCAAGUGCAGGAACCUCAAGGCCAUGGACAUCACUGGGUACUCAGAUCCCUACGUCAAAGUGUCGCUCAUAUGUGACGGGAGACGUCUGAAAAAGAAGAAGACGAGCAUAAAGAAGAACACCCUGAAUCCCAGCUACAACGAGGCCAUCAUCUUUGACAUCCCGCCAGACAGCAUGGACCACGUCAGCCUGCACAUCUCCGUCAUGGACUACGACUUGGUAGGUCAUAAUGAGAUCAUUGGUGUGAUGAGAGUUGGAUGCCAUGCUGAGGGACUUGGCAGGGACCACUGGAACGAAAUGUUGGCUUAUCCACGCAAGCCCAUUGCACACUGGCACCCCCUGCUGGAGUCCAAGAAGUCUGAGAAGGAGUGGAAGGCGAGGACAGCCAGCUUCGACAGCCAAGGAUCCUGCCCCUCGCCCAGGCCCCCUGCUAGUCCCUGAGCAGAGACACCUGUGACCCCGCAGCCCAGAAGGGGGUUUCCUCCCUCCUGCUGAUCCACUUCCUGUCUGUUUGAUCGGGGAGAAACACAAUCCCACUCUCUCUCUCCCUCUCUCUCUCUCUCUCUCUCUUUCUCUGUCCCUCCCUUCCUCAAGUCUAGUCCCAGACCACUCCCAAGAACUGAUCUAGGACCACAGUCAAGUCAGUUAGUUGUGUGAAGCGCAGUCUGUUCAGGUUUUAGGGUUUGAAAUGUGGGUGUUGGUGGUGACCCAGAGCUGCCCUCGGUGUCCUCAGCAGAGAUUGGCUGGACACCCACAGGCUGUAGAAAUGUAAUACUGAGCUGUCCAAGCUGAGGUGAAUGGGUGUCCUAACACAGAGACUUUCCAGAAGCUGAAGAUUUAGCUUUGUGCUGCAGAGACUCUCUCAAAACCUCUGAUGUUGGAUAUUUCUCCAGGAGAGCAGCAGAAGUUCCACAGUGGACACGUCCGGCGUUAGAAAAGGAGGCUUAAACUGGAUCCGAAGCAAUUUCCAAACUCUCCAGCUCUCUCUCUCUCUCAUUGGAUUUUAGUGCUGUAUUACCAUAAAACCAUAUUAAACUGUAGCAUUUUGGAACUA